AUGUCCGUUAAGUGUGCAAUUGACUUGAACAUACCAGAUAUCAUACACAACUAUGGCAAACCUAUGCCACUCUCAAAACUCACUGCUUCCCUGAAAAUCCACCCUUCCAAGACUUGUUUUAUUUACCGCUUGAUGAGAAUUUUGACUCAUUCUGCUUUUUUCUAUGAGCACGAUGUCACCGAAAAUGAGCUCGAAGUGAGGUAUGUUCUAACUGAUGCAUCUAAACUACUCCUAAAGGACCCUCCCUUUAGUUUGAAAUAUUUUCCGCAACUCGUACAUGAUCCAGUAAUUGUCAAUUCAUGGAUUCAACUCUCUACAUGGUUCACAAAUGAUGACCCUACACCAUUUCAUACUGCAAAUGGUAUGGGAUUUUGGGAUUUUGCUGCGCGUGAGCCUAAAUUGAAUCACCUCUUCAAUGAGGCCAUGGCUACUGACAGUCUAUUGGUUUCCAGUAUGGUGGUUGAGAAGUGUAAGAGUGUGUUUGAGGGAUUAGAAUCAUUGGUUGAUGUGGGAGGAGGAACAGGGACUAUGACUAAGGUCAUUGCUGAGUCAUUCCCACAACUAAAGUGCAUUGUAUUUGAUCUGCCACAUGUUGUUGGUGACUUGCAAGGAACUGAGAACUUAAAAUAUGUUGGAGGGGAUAUGUUUGAAGCAAUUCCUCCUGCUGAUUCCAUUAUGUUGAAGUGGGUAUUGCAUGACUGGAACGACGAAGAAUGUUUGAAAAUACUGAGUAAUUGCAAGGAGGCAAUAAGUAGCAAGGGCAAGGUUAUCAUCAUUGACAUGGUGAUGGGGAAUAAGAAGGAAGACCGUGAAUUAACUGAGACGGAGAUUUUCUUUGAUAUGCAGAUGAUGCACGAUGUCACCGAAAAUGAGCUUGAAGUGAGGUAUGUUCUAAUUGAUGCAUCUAAAUUACUCCUUAAGGACCAUCCCUUUAGUUUGAAAUAUUUGCCGCAAUUCGCACUUCAUCCAGGGAUAUUGGAUUUUGCUGCGCGUGAGCCUAAAUUCAAUCACCUCUUCAAUGACGCCAUGGCUACUGACAGUCUAUUGGUUUCCAGUAUGGUGAUUGAGAAGUGUAAGAGAGUGUUCGAGGGAUUUGAAUUACUGGUUGAUGUUGGAGGAGGAACAGGGACUAUGGUUAAGGUCAUUUCUGAGUCAUUCCCAGAACUAAAGUAA
Messenger RNA from Sphenostylis stenocarpa, 1173 nucleotides. The record is from the annotation of a GenBank genome assembly. Lineage: Eukaryota; Viridiplantae; Streptophyta; Magnoliopsida; Fabales; Fabaceae.